Molecule: messenger RNA, 321 nt
Organism: Marasmius oreades (fairy-ring Marasmius)
Lineage: Eukaryota; Fungi; Basidiomycota; Agaricomycetes; Agaricales; Marasmiaceae
Exons: 2
Coding region: 1-321 (106 amino acids)
Source: RefSeq, a predicted model, not a curated record
AUGUUACAUACUUGGGAUGAAAAUGCCAGUCCACAUAUCGUAAGUGAUUCAGAAUGGGCCAAAAUGUCGAACGAAUUCGCAAAUGCCGGCUACCGAGAAGGCAUUACUGCAGGAAAAGAAUCAGCAUUACAAUUUACAAGAAGGCUUCGACAGUGCUAUAUGGUUGGUUCGAAUACACCCCCUCCUCCAGCGCCAGACCAAAACGCACCACGGCCAUUGAAGAAACCCAUCUGGAACCUAUUCCUGGAUUAUAUCAAGGGGAAGCCAUCAAAGCACGCGAGAUUGAAGAGGGAACCUCCUUGUGGGUGGAGGUUCUUCUAA